AUGGAAGAAGGAAGUAAUCAUAUAUUUAAAUUUAGGGUAUUGGCAGCAGUCAAUAUUAGUAUAAGAAAGGGAGACAUUAAUAAUCUCUUAGAAUUAAAGGAAUUGGAAUGGAUCAUUAGGCUUCAAGCAGACAUGAGUCCAGAACAGGUGGAGGCACCAGACAUACACAUCGAAGAAAAAGGGAAUAAAAUCAGUUGUACCAGAAAAAACAGCAACUAUAAGUACAGAUUGUGUAUUCUGUAUCAAAAUGAUCACCAAGUGCAAGAUACUGGUCUUCAAUACAAUACUACCCCUACUGAGGAGGUUUCCUUUACUGUCCCUGAUCUUCCUGAUGAGGCUUUAUUUAAAUGUUUGUGUUAUACAACUGGAGAAAGGUGGACACGUAACAGCUCUGCUAUAACUAAAGCAGGAAAAUUGAUCCCUGAACCAACAACAUCAGCAAAAACAAGAAAAAAAACAAAUAUGACAAGGGUCACAGCAACAAGUAAAACAGACACAAAUUGUGAUUAUACAAAUACAAACACCGUCAAACUAUGUUAUUGCCUUAUCCUGUUCUUCAUGAUGGUUAUCUUUACGCUAAUGAGCAUGCACAUGGAAAGAACUCAGAACCACUAAUUACCAUCUGUCUUGAUGAAAUGUUCUAGCAGUAAUUAUGCAUCUAAACUAAAACAAUACGUUUUCUCUUUCA
Molecule: messenger RNA, 688 nt
Organism: Protopterus annectens (West African lungfish)
Lineage: Eukaryota; Metazoa; Chordata; Ceratodontiformes; Protopteridae
Exons: 4
Coding region: 1-615 (204 amino acids)
Source: RefSeq, a predicted model, not a curated record